UUGUUGUUGUUGUUCUUCAAGGAGAUCAAUCAUUUUGUAAACAGAAAUUUAGCGAUUCAAAAAUGGAAGGGACACAGUCGAGAUUCAAGAGGAUUUGUGUGUUUUGUGGAAGCAGUUCUGGGAAGAAGCCUACCUACCAAUCUGCUGCUGUGGAGCUUGGCCAAGAACUGGUGGAGAGAAGCAUUGAUCUUGUUUAUGGAGGUGGGAGCGUGGGAUUGAUGGGUCUUGUUUCUCAGGCUGUUCAUGAUGGCGGGCGCCAUGUUCUAGGAGUAAUUCCAAGGACCCUAAUGACUGUAGAGAUAACUGGUGAGAGUGUUGGAGAAGUUAAACCCGUGUCGGAUAUGCACCAACGGAAGGCCGAGAUGGCUCGACAAGCCGAUGCUUUCAUUGCUUUACCUGGAGGAUAUGGGACGCUUGAAGAGCUUCUUGAAGUUAUUACAUGGGCACAACUUGGAAUCCAUCGCAAGCCUGUGGGACUGUUGAAUGUGGAUGGAUAUUACAAUUCGUUGCUGAGUUUCAUUGAUAAGGCAGUUGAUGAAGGCUUUGUGUCGCCAACCGCACGUCGUAUUAUUGUGUCUGCCCCAACUGCCAAGGCCUUAGUCAGACAACUUGAGGAAUACGUACCGGAGUACGACGAGAUAACGUCACAGUUGGUGUGGGAAGAUGUUGACAGGAGAAGUUACGUGGCCGAAUCAGAGAUCGCCACGUAAUUCAUGAAAAAAGCAAGGUCAAAGUGGCGUUACUUGGGUAUAUAAAUAUAAAUAUUAUAAAAACCGUUAAAUAUCUUUAUGAGCAAAGCAUGCCAUCUUCGCAUUGCAACUUCCAACACAGGGAACUAUCCAUUUUCUUUUUUUUUUUUUUUUUUUUUUUUUUUUUUUUCUUUUUUUGGUUGUGGGCAAUUUGGCCAUUUAUGUAUACUUGUUGGAAGUGAAAAGAAAUGAAAAGAAAUUGGAAAC
This is a messenger RNA of Cucurbita pepo subsp. pepo (vegetable marrow), 956 nucleotides long. Its product is annotated as cytokinin riboside 5'-monophosphate phosphoribohydrolase LOG7. Gene Ontology annotation, molecular function: hydrolase activity, hydrolyzing N-glycosyl compounds. Gene Ontology annotation, cellular component: nucleus; cytosol. Lineage: Eukaryota; Viridiplantae; Streptophyta; Magnoliopsida; Cucurbitales; Cucurbitaceae. The record is from RefSeq and is a predicted model, not a curated record. Gene Ontology annotation, biological process: cytokinin biosynthetic process.